Molecule: messenger RNA, 5838 nt
Organism: Paramuricea clavata
Lineage: Eukaryota; Metazoa; Cnidaria; Anthozoa; Malacalcyonacea; Plexauridae
Source: the annotation of a GenBank genome assembly
UCAAAAUUUCGUGUAUGGCUGGAAUCAUUCAUUGUUUCUUCUCGCACGGAUAAGCGAUAACUAAUUUCCAUUUCCUUCCCCCACCCCCACCCCCACCCCACCCGUUAUUGUCUUCAUUCUUAUGGUUCGAUGACGGCCAAGUAUGCAUAUAACCGGAGGACGCGAAGUCGAAUCGGCAGUUGGAGCUAUCGGCCGAACAUCGACGCACAGAUACGAGAUUGGAAGAAUUCAUUUUCACCAACACAGGUAAUGUUUCAAAUAAUUUUAAUUCUCUAUCUGUACUUGCAAUAUAUAUGUACAUGGAAUGUGGAAUGCCGCUUAAAGCAUUGCGCGAACGUCUUUGCAAACUGUUGAAAAGUACUUACACUUUAAUGUUAGAAAUGUUGGCCUUAGUAUUUAACAAAGUUUGUGGCUUGGGAAACCUACGAGUUCGGAACUAAACAUCUCCCUAGUUGAAGAAUACCCGCUACACAACCCUCAUUCUUCUGCAGGGCGAACAUGGCCUAAUUUAUCAACGGCUUUAUAAGGUCAUCCCUUAUAGGUCGAAACGAUUACUAAUCUUACUGUAGAAGGAAACCUAAAUCUUGCACUAACUACAGCAGACCAUUUUGUUCCAUCUAGAUUUCAUAUUGAAAAAUGUUCAAGCCUGUUGCUGUUUUUAGUGUAUUGGUCAUGCUAGGUAGGUUUUAAAGUAAAAAUUUUUCGAUGGCGAAAUUAUACCGUCAGAAAGUAUGAUUGUGAAACACUAUAUCAUAUAAUACAUAAACCACACAGUACUACAGGGUGGGAACUUGUUGUGGCCAAUAUAUUUGAAAUGUACCUAUCGAAGGGUAGAUGGCUGUGAAAUCAUUAGAAUAACAAUAUAAUUCAUUAUCUAUGUUAGUCAACGUUUAUUCAUAAAUCUGGUCCUUCACCGUCACGUGUGUAUUGUAUUUUUGCCAAAUCCACCAAUAGCAAUUUCCCUUUUGUUCGAGUCACGGAUAGGUAACUUUCCUAAAACAUUGCUAUUGGUUAGUUGCGCAAAAAUACAAUACACACGUGAUGGCGAAGGACCAGAUUUAUAAAUAAACGUUGAUUAACAUAGAUGAUGAGUUAUAUUGUUAUUCUAAUGAUUUCACAGCCAUCCACCCUUCGAUAAGCUUCGAUAGGCCAUGUCCAGAGCAACGCCGUUCUCAAUGCUACCAGACUAUUUUUCAAACUACCACACAACAAACUAACAGACUAAUAAACUAACUCUAGAUAAUAGCGAUGCCCAACUUCGUGUUUAAUAUUUUGCUGUAUAGGUCUCGUUAUAAAGACUGAAGCUGGCUUUGGAUUUUGUAAGUUGUUACUGCUGCUGUUGUUGUUGUUAUUGUUGGUAUUGUUAAUGUUGUUUUUGUUGGUGUUGUCUUGUUCAAUUUGCUAACAUGACGAAACCCGCGCUAAAGCUGGAGUAAUACGAGCAACAAAAUUGUUGCAACUUGCAACAAAACCUGAUUUCAACGCAUGUUAAGUAGAAAUCAUAGAAUAAGAAAUGGUAGAAAUGUUGACACAUGUUGCCUCGUGAUUUAGAAAUGUAUGUACAAACAUUUUCAAUUAACAUGCGUAGAAAUCAGAUUUUGUUGCAAGUUGCAGCAAUUUUGUUGCCCGUAUUACUCCACCUUAACAUUCUCAGUUCUUUCCGUUAUAAUACAAUGCUGGCGUGUUACAGAAGAAUAUAUAGGUGCAUAUAAUUUGUGAUGCGUCUUGAUAUGAAAACGUUCGUAUUCUUCGGUAGUUGUAAUAAAGGCACGAGUAAUGUAUCAGAUGUACAAGCCUUCUUCACGAUCAUGAUUUUCUUUGUGCUUGUUUCACGAAUUAUUAUGGAUUAUACAAAUAUUUACGGUUCGUUUUCUAUAUAGCAACAUGCGAUGUGAUUUCUGAACACCGCCGGGUAUUAAGUGGUUAUGGCAAUGAAGAAUGCGUGAUUUUUGGUAACUGCUGGGAUGAAACUGCAAGCGAAUGUUACAAAAAAAGUUAGUAAUUUUUCUUUUAGUCGAUUUCAAAUAAGUUUUGGCCAAGUGUUUAGACCUUUGUUGGGUAAUUUCGUUGGGUGAUUCAAGGGUUCAAAAAUAUUAUAGCCCCUUUGCAGCUGGCUAAAAACACUUUGAAUAACAAUAUGUGGAGCCUUUGACCUUGGUUUACAAAUCCUAUAGCUUUCCAAGCUCUUCGGACAACUCAUUGUUCUCAAAUAUUUUAGUUAACUGUAACUGAGUGCAGAGCUAUGGUGCAGAGCCUAUUCACGAAACAUUUACUCCAGGACCAAUCAAAGGCUUUGCCUGCGGACUGGCUAGUGAAUUCAUUAUGAACCCCUAUUCUGUAUUACGAAUUUUUGAACUCCAUAACGCAUUUGCGAAGUUGGGAACGAAAUUCGAACCAUUUAGGCAAAAGUAAUUUGAAAUCUUUAAAUAAUUCGUAUAGGAAAGUCAGGGAUUUUUCACUACAAAUACGUCCAAUUUUCUUACAGUUCAGUGCAAGCUACCUGGAGCUGAAGAAGUUAAAUGUGGCUCAUCGGGAAUAACAGCAAGCGAAUGCGAGGAGGGUGGCUGUGUCUGGCACGAUAGCUAUUGUCAUGGACACAAGUGUUACGAAGGUUGGCUAAACGCAGAAACAACCCUUUGAUACAACCGGAAAUUGAAUGGAAUAGCCAUGUCGCCACAGAUUAAGUAUAUACCAGAUGUGGAACUUCUUAGGACUGUGUGUCCUCAAAUUUCGCUAAGCUAGGAAGAUGGUGGCGCCACAUUAACUAUUACCAAUGACGAACUAUCACGCGAGCGACGCUUGCUUGGAAGAUGGCAACCCGUGGGAGAACUUUUUUACUGAAGUUACACAUCUAUUCAUACUUAAUCUGUGAUGUCCAUAGAUAUCUUAUAUACACUAGAUAGUGCAUCUAAUUAUUCUGAAAUUCAAAAAUUGAAGCCGUGAUUGCAGUCUCAGGUCGUUCCCAUGAAAUUAGAAGAUUCGUAUAUUUUCUAUUUCUUAAACAGGGAACUUAAACAUUAAGUUAACCCUAUUCCAAAUACGUUUUUAAAAUAUUCAAAUGAUGAAAAUUAUUGUUGUUUUUAAGCGUUUAUUAGCAAGUGGGAACGACCAACAUGGCCGCCAUCUAUUCAAAUGGGGGUAACCGCUGGAAUAUUGUUGGCUUCAAUUUUACUAAAAGAGAUGCGCUAAGUGUAUAUAAGAUAUCUAUGGUGAUGUCGCUGAGCGUUCAUUGCAUGGCAUCGUGGGCUCAGUCAAGAAUUUUCGCGCACUUUUUCUUUUGCUCGACUUUGACUAAUAUAUAACAAAGCAAGGCUCAAAUUGCGAGUUAAAAGUGUUUUUAAUUAUGCUCGAAUCUCGUAACAUCGUUUUCGGGCCUUUAGCCUUUCCUAAACCUUAAAUUUUUACCAACACUCGCCAAACAUUUUGCAGACUAUAUCCUGAAAUAAUUCAGCUCCCCUCACCUAUACAUAUGUACAAUCUACGCAUGCUCAGUUAAGCCAGGCUUACGAGAAAAUUCCAAUUCCGAUCGUGAAACGUCGGAAAUAGGUCGUCAAAACAACGGGUGUCUGGAUGGCAAGGAGAACAGUGGGAUUUCCAAAACAAUGAAAAGAUAAUGGAAGAUCCCGAAUGGCAUAUUAUUCUCAGUUCUUUCCGUUAUAAUACAAUGCUGGCGUGUUAUAGACAUAUAUAUCUUAUAUACACUAGAUAGUGCAUCUAAUUAUUAUGCAAUUCAAAAAUUGAAGCCGUGACUGCAGACUCAGGAUAUUCCCAUGAAAUGAGAAGACUCGUAUGUUUUCUAUUUCUUAAACAGGGAACUUAAACAUUAAGUUAAACCUAUUCCAAAUGCAUUUCCAAACUAUUCAAAUGAUGAAAGUUAUUGUUGUUUUUUAAGCGUUUAUUAGCGAGUGGGAAACUUCAACAUGACCGUCAUCUAUUCAAAUGGGGGUAACCGCUGGAAUAUUCUUGGCUUCAAUUCGACUAAAAGAGAUGCGCUAUCUAGUGUAUGCAGUGUAUAUAAGAUAUCUAUGGUUAUAGACGGAUAGGUGCAUAUAAUUUGUGAUGUGCCUCGAUAUGAAGAUGUUCGUAUUCUUCAGUAGUUGUAAAGGCACGAGUAAUGUACCAGAUAUACAAACUUUCACGGUCAUACGAGAUUUUCUUUGUGUUUGGCUUAAAAUGGUUUAGUCUUAUUUUUUCCUGCAAUAUUUGUCUACAAAGCCAAAUGCUAAUUGUUUGGCUUUUUGGAUAAAAUAACGUCAAAACUGAACAAUGUUUUAUUUAAUCCACCAGACUUGCAGUCCAAUGUUCGUAGUUUAAAUACUUAAAGAAAAAUGAACAUCUAAAAAUUAAAUUGUAUUUCUUUCUUUGUUCGUAGGACAAGGGCACACACAUGAAUGAGGGGAGCAUCCGACAGGCGUCAUUGCGAGACACUAUAGCUGUGGAUAUGUAAAACAACUCGUUGUUAAGCUCAAACGUAAUCUUUUAAAUUUUAUAGAUGAAAUAUAGCGAUAUCAAACAUCGAAACUCUUUGUAAUGCUUUUUUUGUGAUUAUUUCUUAUUUAAUUCACGGCAGUUGCCUGUAAUAAUCUAAAUUCUUGCAACUACUUGCGCUUGGAGUAUUUCAACAGAAGAAUCUCAUUAUAGGACAUUAUCUGUCAUUGAAUUUGGGCAUCGACAUGGCCGCCAUUUUGUUUUUCAAUUCUCAAGGCACUGUUUGCAAAUCAAGAAUACAUUGGAAUCCCUUCCCUUGUUUACAUUUUGCUGACAGUCAAUGUCAAUAGACAAUGAGAAUAUUUUAGCUACGGUUUUUUGUUUUGUCAAAUUUUAUAAUCAGUUAGAGUAUCAGUAUAUUGUAGACUUCAUUUUCUCCGAUCAAUUUUUCUUUUUUAAUUUAAGUUUUUUAUUCAUUCUAAUUUAAACACUACUUCUAGUAGCUCUAACCGUAUUUGAGUCACUUCACCAAAUUGCAGUAACACAACAAUUAGUAUAGUUUCGACUGUACGUAAUUUCAUAUUUUUCUAUCAUCAAUUUGUCACUACAUCAAUUCAAAUAGAAAUAUUUAGCCUGGGUUCCAAAUUUACUGUUUUAAAUUCACAUCAUAAAUCAAAUGUUUUGUUCCAGUUGAAAUUAAUCCCAAAAUGUUUAUUUGGACUUUUUCCCGCCAAAUUUGAAAAUAUCAAAUGGACCAGUGACGUUUGACAAUGCCUCGUUUCCAUGGUGAUGGCCGUCGCCGGUCUUCGCUUCCCCCUUCGAACUCUCAGCCUUUUCCGACUUCUUUUGCCCCUCCUCUGAUUUCCCCUUCGACUUUGUCGUUUCGUCAACCUUCGCUUCGACUUUGGGAAUUUUUGAACUAUCGGUCAACUUUUCGGCGUGAAUUUUCGUCUCCGCUUUCGUGUUACCUUCGGAUUUACUCGUGCUUACUUCGGCGACAUCUUCGGUAAGGCCGGCGGUCUCCGAACUAUCCUUCCCCGUUUUUGUUUUUUCUUUUUGGCUUUUUCGACUUCGCCUUCCUGGCGAAAGCAGUUUCUCUAACAAUGGCGAUUUUGAGCUUCGUCGAGUUUUUAAAGAAGGGUCAAUCUUGCUUCCCUUGCUUUCUUUCACGUCCUUCAAGGCUUCCGUUUUACCUUUGCCUUCGUUUGCAGACUCUUUAAGAGAGAUUUCUUGUAACUUUUCUUCGGUAGCAUGCGUAUCCGUGGUUUUAUUUUCGGUUUUUCCUCGAGUGGUCCUUUCGAUCAUUUCCAUUACUUCUGUUUUCUUAGGAGUAGACUGGCAUUUACUCGUCUCGGCCUUUGAAAAACAAAAGUUAUGUCUGUCAGUAUUUAAUGCCGGUACAUGCAUUUC